AUGGCGGCCUCGCAGGAGAAGCCGCAGCCGACGUUCGGCGUCCUCAGGAACGCGGCGGCGCUGCUCGACGAAAUGCAGCUCAUGGGAGAGGCGCAGGGCGGCAAGAAGGUGAUCAACUCGGAGCUCUGGCACGCCUGCGCCGGGCCGCUGGUGUGCCUGCCGCAGCGGGGCAGCCUCCUCUACUACUUCCCCCAGGGCCACAGCGAGCAGGUAGCGGCGACCACCAGGAAGAUACCCAACUCGCGCAUCCCCAACUACCCUAAUCUGCCGUCCCAGCUGCUGUGCCAAGUCCACAACAUCACCAUGCAUGCUGACAAGGACACCGAUGAGGUCUACGCGCAGAUGACUCUUCAGCCAGUGAAUUCUGAAAGCGACGUGUUCCCGAUUCCGUCUCUCGGUAGCUACACCAAAAGCAAGCAUCCUGCGGAAUACUUCUGCAAGAACUUGACCGCAAGUGAUACGAGUACGCACGGCGGUUUCUCGGUGCCUCGAAGAGCUGCAGAGAAGCUGUUCCCACAGCUGGAUUACUCGAUGCAGCCUCCAAACCAGGAGCUUGUCGUCCGGGAUUUGCACGACAACAUGUGGACAUUCCGUCACAUUUAUCGUGGGCAGCCGAAGCGACAUCUUCUAACAACUGGAUGGAGUCUCUUUGUUGGCGCCAAAAGGCUUAAAGCAGGGGACUCUGUCUUAUUUAUCAGGUAUAUGGACUCAAAUUGCAGCAUAUACUAG
Messenger RNA from Lolium rigidum, 729 nucleotides. Its product is annotated as auxin response factor 11-like. Gene Ontology annotation, molecular function: DNA binding. Gene Ontology annotation, biological process: regulation of DNA-templated transcription; response to hormone. The record is from RefSeq and is a predicted model, not a curated record. Lineage: Eukaryota; Viridiplantae; Streptophyta; Magnoliopsida; Poales; Poaceae. Bases 1 to 729 code for a protein of 242 amino acids. The transcript has 6 exons.